AUGGAACCAAUUGAUGAUUUGCUUUCUGAUCUAACUGAAGCAUUCAAAACUCAGAAGGAGGACUUUCUUGAGCUGGUAACAUUGAUUGAUAUAUAUGGGGAGCAAAUUGACCAAGAAGGAAAUUAUGAAGAAAAGGUGAGAUAUAUUGAAACUUUAAACAAAUUAUUAGAAGAUAAUCCAAGUGUUAUUGGUGAAAUUGGUUGGGAUUUACCAAAAGGAUUAUUGAAAUUCCUGUCGAAGGAUAAUAUUGACGUUAAUAAAAGAUUGGGCAGUAAUAUGAUUGUUCAAGGUGUGAUGAAAAGUUUCUAUGCAAUUUCGAUCCAUGGCGAGCCAAAAAAAUGUCUCCUUACUGGUUUAGAAUUGCUUUCAUCCAUUCCUGUCGAAGAUGUAUCCAAAAGAGACCAACAAAAUAAGGAAGAGUUUAUUGAUGAAAAGGAAAAUACUGCAACCCCUGGAGAAGCGAUUCAGAUUGACUCUGAUCUAAAUGAUUCUUCGCAUUAUGGUGAAAGGAAAAAUUCAAGAGAAUUCUUUUUGACGUUAAAAGCCUACAUCCUAUUUGAAUUCAUUGGUGCGAGUCUCAAAAGAAUUUCUACUCUUUUUCCUUCAAAAUAUCUUGGCGCUGCUGUAACAACAAUAGAAAAAUUUGUGCUAAAUCAUGGUGAUUCGUUCGAAGAUGCUCUUUUCCUUCUUCGCAGGGUGUACACAUUCUGCAGAAAUUAUGUCCCUCCCAACCCACCAAAAGAUAUACAACUGGACGAAGACUUUACUCGAGAGAGGUUGGAUAAAGUUGUUGAGAAAGAGAGUGAAUUGCAAGUCAGACUGUUGCGUAGACUUUGUACUUUUGGAAUUUCAACGCCUAUCAAAACUAUUAACACUAAUACUGAUGUAAAAUAUUAUUGCGCGCUAAAUCAUCAAAAGUUCCAAUUAUCGGUAUAUCAUACUGAAUUUCUUGAGUUGUUUUGCAGGUAUUAUCAAAUGGCGUUUUCUCUUGAUGUUGAUGUAGAGAAGGAAUUUCAAAAAGUGAUAGAAGAAUGCAAAAUUAUCUACAGGUCUGUACCCCCGGAAAUUUCUGCUGUUAAUGAUGAGGCAAAGUUAGUCUUGGAAAGUAUGGUGUAUAAAUUGGCUUACACAUUCGAAGUACAAAAAGCAGCAAACGAAAAAAAUGUCGGCUUAGACUCUAAUGGUGUUCUAUUAUUUUCUGGUAUCCACUAUUUGGAAACCAAUCAGCAUUUAGUGAAGAGAAUAACUAUAACGGAUGCCAUUUAUCUGUACUUGAGAUUUACAACCCCAUCAUUAUAUUCCAAAGUUUACUAUAAUGUAGCUGUCGAAUCAGUCAGCCGUUACUGGCUAUGGUAUGCAAUUACAACUCAACCCUUGAAGGAUGUCAAAACAGAAUUGAAAAAUCUUUCAGUGUUCGUCACAAAAGCAUUGUUGCAUGUCUUACUUCAAAAGAAUUGUAUUCAAGUCAAUCACCAGUUGCGAAUGAUAUCUUUCACUCUUCUCACCAGAUUACUAUGCUUGAUUCCCGAGUCAGUUGCAUUUGAUUUUAUUCUGGACGUGCUGAAGACGUGUCCUUUUCCGUUGGGUAAAACGUCAAUACUGUGUGUUCUGAAAGACCUUUCGAGGCAACGCAUUUGCACAAAAGAUAAUAGCCCGCGGAGGAGGUCAAUUAGCGAAGAGUUUUCAGAAUUGGGAAUUAAUGAUGAUCAGAGAUCUACGCAAAGUAAUAUUAGAUGCUAUAUUCAAUUAAAUUCUUCCAAAAUGAAAGCUGUCCACGAUUGUUGCGUUCAGACUAUUCGAGAUUCUUUUACGAUAUACACUAAAAAGAGCAAUAUAUUAUUAUUACUUACUUACUUGAAUUUUUUCACUGUUUUGAGAGAACAGUGGGAGAAAGAUCUGUUGAAGAUUGUUUAUUCGAUGAUUGAUUUUAAUUUGAAAUCAGUUGUACCUGAUAAACUCUCGGACUAUAAGGAAAUUAUAGAUAGAAAUGAAUCAUUAAAUGAUUAUUUGACCGGUAAAAAAUGA
This is a messenger RNA of Saccharomyces mikatae IFO 1815, 2025 nucleotides long. It is a transcript of the gene YBP1, whose product is annotated as Ybp1p. The record is from RefSeq and is a predicted model, not a curated record. NCBI's taxonomy places the organism in Eukaryota, Fungi, Ascomycota, Saccharomycetes, Saccharomycetales, Saccharomycetaceae. Gene Ontology annotation, biological process: cellular response to oxidative stress. The transcript has a single exon. Gene Ontology annotation, cellular component: cytoplasm. Bases 1 to 2025 code for a protein of 674 amino acids.